AUGGAGGAGUACUGUGGCAGGAGCGUCGCUCAGAUGGAGGAGCAGAUCGCGGAGGCCGCCGGGGAUCAGAUGGCUGCCAUAAAAAACCACUUUAACAACAUAAAUCAAGUGGGCUAUGGCGAUCGAAGAGGAGAACUGGCGCAGAACGAAGAGAACCGCGAGGCAGCCCACCACAUCGCCAAUGAAAUCAACGAGAAUAACAUCGAAGAAAUAAUCGACGAUGACCGCGGCCCACCGAACGGUUCUUUUAUUUUCGAGAAAAAAGCGCAUCGCGUUUUUAGCCAGUUUGAUGCACGGCCACAAAAAGAAACCGAUUUCAUAGGCUUCUCAAUAAUAUCAACCGAGGGCACAUCUGCAGAAGUUCCUCUCGUCCGCAAAAAUCAAAUCACCAGAGAGAUGAUAGCAUCGCAGCUGGAAAAAGUGGCCCAGUCGUCGCGCGAGUUUGUAAUAUCAGGAGUGUUCUCUCUCGAAAUGACCACCGUGUCAGAUGUGGAAGGCUACGGGAGACGACUCAAAAGAAAUGCGGAGGUUCUCGCCCUCCACACGAAAAAUAACAAGCCGCGUAACCUCAAGGUCCGGGACGAGAGAACACUACUAACAUUUGCGGAUUUCGAGACUUCCGCCGAGGAGCACAAGCUGGAAGCAACUGGUUGGAAAGUCUAUCACAGAGUCAACGUUGCCUGCAGCCAGACAACAUGCCACCGUUGCAGAGAUACCGAAUUCGAGCCAGGAUCCGCACCCUGUCACAUGUGUGGCCUUCGGGAAAUAAUCAUCAGCGACUUUGGUGCACCUACGAGAGUUAACGUAAUAAAGAAUUUCAUUCAAAAAAUGCACGAGAAAAGUAGAAACGCAAGGGAUGAGCAGGGGAAAAAAAUCGGAAUGAUGGACCAUUAUAUCAUGUUCCACAACCUGGGCCUGUUCGACGGGUGCUUCGUGCUUAAUGAGAUCUUCAGGACGUGCGAGUGGCAAGUACUGUCGGUGAUAUUAAGCGGGCGGCGAAUACUGAAGCUUCAAAUCGAAAAUGCCUACACGAAAGCGCGCAUGACUUUCCUAGAUUUCCUGCAGUUCGUGCCUUUCCCACUCGAGAAAAUGCCGAAAGCAUUCAGACUUGAAAAGAGCUGCAAAGGAUUUUUCCCCCACUGCAUGAAUAAAAUUGAAAAUUAUGGAUAUGAUUCUGUCGAGAUGCCUGAUGUCGAAUUGUUCGCACCGGAUAACAUGAACAACGAGAGGCGUGGAUUAUUUUUGCCCUGGCACGCUGACGAGCAGCGAAGAUUGCGAGAAAAGAACGAAAAAUAUAAUUUUCAAACCGAGAUUCUCAAAUACUGCAGCUUGGACGUAACCAUAUUAAGAAUGGCGGCACUUAAGUUCAGAAAAUUCUUCACGGACUUUGACUGCGAGCCAUUCAUCGAGACCAUGACGCUCCCUGCCCUGGUGAGCAUAAUUUACAGGCGAAACUUUUACGCAGAUUCCAGCAUAGGCCUCUUGCCCCUUAGCGAUUCGUAUCGGUCUAUGCAGAGCAAGGAGGCCUACAAAUUCAUUCGUUACUUGGAGACAGUCUUGAAAAUAACUGAUCUGCAGCAUAGCGGCAACGGGCGAGAAAAGGUCAUCGCUGGGGCGCCUGUAGACGUAUACCACCCAGCAUCCAAGCGCAUAUAUCAGUUCCACGGAUGCUAUUGGCACGGAUGCAAAAAGUGCUUCACAGAACGGGCAAAUUACGGCGUUGGCCGCCAUUAUGAAACCAUUGCUGGUAGAAGAAUCGCGACAGAAGCGCGAACAAGACAUCUCAGACAACUUGGGUUCACGGUGAUUGCGAUGAAAGAAUGCCAGUGGAAGAGGAUGAUGGCACGAUCACCUCUGGUUUACAGAAUGUUAUCUAAAGAUCCUCUAGUAGUGAGGGGUCAGCUCAGAGCACGCGAUUGCUUGUUCGGCGGCCGCACUAACUGUGUGAAAUUUCACUGCGUGCCAGCACCAGACGAAGAGAUUUUGUAUCUCGAUGUUUGCAGCCUGUACCCGUCGGUGCAGAAAUAUUGCAGGUACGUGAUGGGCCAUCCUACAGUGAUAACAGACAAUUUUCCGCCGUUUGAAGACCUCUGCGGCUUCGUUCACUGCAAGGUGGUAGCCCCGCAGGCUCUUUACCAUCCAGUUCUCCCGCAGAAGAUAAACGGCAAGUUGCUGUUUCACCUCUGCUCGCGCUGCGCUACGGAAAAAUCACAAACCUUUUGCACGCACAACGAAGAGGAACGAGCUUUCUGCGGUUCGUGGACGACAUUCGAGCUCCAGCUAGCCUUGAAGUUCCGCUACAAAAUCGUCCAAAUGUUCGAAGUGUGGCAUUACGAUCAAACGACACGCCUAGGAGAGGAUGGCCAGGGCCUUUUUGUAUCGUUCGUUGAUACGUUUCUCCAGAGAAAACAAGAGGCAUCCGGCUGGCCCUCAGAGCAGAUGACCGAGGAAGACAAAACCGAGUUUCUUGAGUCUUAUCGGCUGAAUGAAAACGUCACUCUUGAUCCGAACAACAUUGGCCGCAAUGAGGUUGUUCGAACUGUGGCGAAACUCUGCCUUAACUCACUAUGGGGCAAAUUUGGUCAGCGCGUGCAGCAGAAAACCUCGAUUGUGGGGACAAGAAACGAGAUCCUCCGACUCCUUUCGGCCCCAAACGUAACGGUGAAUUCGAUCCUCCCCGCCGGUUCAAAAAUGCUGGUAAACUAUGAAGACGACGACAACGUCCAGUCCAACGUGAACUGCCUGAUUGCCGCAUUAGUUACCUCGCACGCCCGGAUAGUUCUUUACCAGAUGCUACACAUUUUAGGAGAGCGAGUGCUCUACUACGACACGGAUGCGGCCAUAUUCCUCCAGAAGAAGGGGGAAAAACUCCUGAAGACCGGACCCUUCUUGGGCUGCCUCACGAACGAGAUGGAGUCGUACGGGGAAGGGGCUAAAAUUGAAAAAUUCGUAGCACUCGGACCGAAAGACUACUGCAUCAGAGUAGGGCUCGGCGACGGGACAACUCGAGAAGUGAGAAAACUGAAAGGCAUAACCCUCCGCCACAACAAUCGCGCCGAAACAAGCAUGGACGCGAUGGAGCAUUCCGAGAAGGUGCUAAAGUUAAAUUACGACAAGCGUGCGAGAGUCUCUCAAUACGACACCGUGCCUUGGGGAACAAAACAAGGUGCUCUCGAGCUGCAGCCAGAUCCGAGUAUCGAAAUCGAAGAUUGGACUCACAGAAACUUUGCUGCAUAA
Cloeon dipterum is the source of this 3237-nucleotide messenger RNA. RefSeq lists its product as uncharacterized. Gene Ontology annotation, molecular function: DNA binding; DNA-directed DNA polymerase activity; nucleotide binding. Gene Ontology annotation, biological process: DNA replication. The record is from RefSeq and is a predicted model, not a curated record. Lineage: Eukaryota; Metazoa; Arthropoda; Insecta; Ephemeroptera; Baetidae. The coding region runs from base 1 to 3237 and encodes 1078 amino acids. The transcript is spliced from 7 exons.